Messenger RNA from Dioscorea cayenensis subsp. rotundata (Guinea yam), 945 nucleotides. RefSeq lists its product as uncharacterized. NCBI's taxonomy places the organism in Eukaryota, Viridiplantae, Streptophyta, Magnoliopsida, Dioscoreales, Dioscoreaceae. The coding region runs from base 1 to 945 and encodes 314 amino acids. The transcript has a single exon. The record is from RefSeq and is a predicted model, not a curated record.
AUGAAAGCUUCAGUGAAGCUUCGAGAGGAGCAGGGAAAGGCACCACUGCUGCGUUUCAAGCUUCCGAUCAGGGUACUCAGCCUCCCCUUCAACACCGCCGUCUCCGUCUCCUCCUCUUCCGCUCCCUCUGAUGUCUCCUUCGAUCUUAAGUCCGCCCUCCCCUUCGGCCCUUCCCUCAAGCUCUCCUACUGCCCCUCUCCCUCCGAUCCCUUUUCCCUCUCCCUAUCCUCCGGCAUCGGCGUUCUCGGUUCCCCUUUUGACUCCCCUCUUGUCCUCUCUGCCCGCUUCUCCCCCAUCGCUCCCGUCUCCUUCUCCCUCACCCUCAAGCCACGCCUUGGUGACUUCUCUUUGAAAACCACCGCAAUCUCUAACCCUAACGCUAGCCCUAACCCUAAGGAGAAUGGCGGCGGGGUUUAUCACCCGAUCCCAGUUCCCCCGCGGGAGCGGACUGGAUUGGAGGAUUUGCUCGCCUCCGGUGUGGUCGCCGUGGCAAGGACCUCCAUCCCAUUCGGUCGUCGCGCGGCGGUGCGGCUACGGUGGGGGGUGAACAUGCCGAAGCCGGAGGCGGUCGGGUGGGGGAGAUUGCCAUACUUGACCGUCGAUAAGAUCAGUAUUGAAGCCGGUGAGAGAAAUGAGAAUGAAGAGGAGAAGAAGAAAAUCAAGGAGAAGAAUGAUUUGGAUGCAAAUGCAACGAGUGGGAUGGUGUAUUGGAUGGGGAGGGAAGUGGAGGAGUUGCAGAAGGAGAACAGAAUGAUCAAGGAGAACGUUGAAGAGCUUAAAAAAAAGGUUUUUGAGAGGAGAGUGGGAAAGGUGGAGCCUUUCCGGGGAGAUUUUGAUGUUAAAAGAAAGAAUCCAAGUGCCGCCAUUGCUAAGGAAAUUGAGAAGGAGACAAAAGAAGAAGCCUUUUGUUGCCAGGUCCAACACUCCUCCAUGAUCCUGGUUUAG